Salvelinus fontinalis (brook trout) is the source of this 1322-nucleotide messenger RNA. Its product is annotated as interferon-induced protein 44-like. The transcript is spliced from 8 exons. Lineage: Eukaryota; Metazoa; Chordata; Actinopteri; Salmoniformes; Salmonidae. The record is from RefSeq and is a predicted model, not a curated record. The coding region runs from base 111 to 1175 and encodes 354 amino acids.
AACAGACACACCCACAAGUCUACUGAGAAACAGAUACACAAUACUAUCAGGUCAAACUGAUUCAUAGGCUCAGCUGGUUGUGGAUAAAAUCUCCAAGCAAUCUUGCUAGCAUGGCCUUCAACUUCAGGACGGUAUCUGGAAAUUGUCCGAAUUUUUCUGCACCAGUUUUGCAUGGUGAGAAACCUUUAUCAAUAGCUUUCGCAACAGACCUGUUGGGAGGGGACGGCAGACCUGACUCGAGUAAAGUCCGCAAGGAGAAUGUGAUAAAUGCACCUGGGGGGUUUGCAGGCCUGCCAGGGGCAGAACAGUGGAAAAGUAAGAUGGAGUCCCCAUGGAGGGAGGUGGCAUGGACUGAGGAUCGCAGGGAGACCCUGAUGAAGUCUAUCAGUUCCUAUAAGCCUGGUUGUGAGGAUUUGUCUGAGGCUCGGGUUCUGCUGGUGGGGCCUGUCGGAGCCGGCAAGUCCAGCUUCAUCAGCUCUGUUCAGUCAGUCUUCACAGGAAGAUUCACUAACCGGGCCAUGGUUGGCUCUUCCUCUACCAGCUUCACCAAAAAGGUAGAGCUCCAGUUGUUCAACAUCCGUGGGCGGAGUCCGGAGCAGCCUACUGCGCUGGUCCUGUGUGAUGUCAUGGGUCUGGGAGAUGGGGAGACCACUGGACUAACCCUCCAUGACACUCUGGCUAUCAUCAAAGGCCAUGCACCCGAGGGACACAAGUUCAGUCCUGAGCAGCCUGUGAGAUCAGAGACUGUGGGCUAUGUGAAGAAGCCGUCCCUUAAAGACAAGGUCCACUGUGUCGUCUUUGUGGUGGAUGCUUCUAAAGUGUCCAGCUACACCAAAGGUCUGGGCACCACCUUCCAACAGCUCCGAGAACACAUCAGUGACCUGGGUGUGCAUCAAGUGGCACUGCUGACACACGUGGACCAGGUGUGUCAGGAAACCGCCCGUGACAUCACCCAGGUGUACAACAGUCGGAUCGUUCAGCAGACGAUGACCAAGGCUGGGGCUCUGCUUGGCAUGUCCACCUCCUACAUCGUCCCGGUGAAGAACUACUCAUCUGAGCUGGACGUUGAUGAGAACACAGACAUCCUUCUGCUCAGUGCUGUGGACCACAUCCUGCAAUACGUGGAUCUGCAUUUCCAGGACUGUGCAGCAACAUACCCCAAACUGUCUCUUUAAAAAGGCUGUGAAAUGCUAUUUAAUAUAAAAAUGCAUUACAUAUGUUUAUCAUGUUUUAUGACUUGCUUGCACUAUUGUUAACUUUUUAACUAGUUCUUUACAGAAGUCUUGCUUUGACUAAAAUAAAUGUGUAAAAGCCAUUUUGAA